Molecule: messenger RNA, 1501 nt
Organism: Melozone crissalis (California towhee)
Lineage: Eukaryota; Metazoa; Chordata; Aves; Passeriformes; Passerellidae
Gene: TMEM179
Product: transmembrane protein 179
Exons: 4
Coding region: 219-917 (232 amino acids)
Source: RefSeq, a predicted model, not a curated record
CUUCCUCCUGCAUCCCUCCUUCCUGCAUCCCUCCUCCAGCAUCCCUCUCUCCACUCCUCCCUCCUGCAUCCCUCCCUCCUACAUCGGUCCCGCGUGUAUCCCUCCUCCUGCAUCCCUCCCUCCUGCAUCCCUCUUUCCACCCCUCCCUCCUGCAUCCCUCCUCCUCCAUCCCUCUCUCCACCCUUCCCUCCUCCCUCUGCCUGCGCAGAGCCGCGGACAUGGCGCUCAGCAAUUUCCUCUUCGCUCAGUGCAUCUGCUAUUUCCUGGCCUUCCUCUUCAGCUUCAUCGUGGUGGUGCCACUCUCCGAGAAUGGCAACGACUUCCACGGCCGCUGCCUGCUCUUCACCGAGGGCAUGUGGCUCAACGCCAACCUGACGGUGGAGCGGCAGCGCUUCACGGUGCAGGAGUGGGGGCCCGAGGCCGCCUGCCGCUUCAGCAUCUUCACCGGGCUCCUGUCCCUGCUGCUGGCCACAGUGCAGGCCUGGAGGACCCUCUUCUUCCUCUGCAAAGGGCACGAGGACUCUUUCUUUUACGCCUUCCUGAAUCUGCUGAUCAGCGCCUUUGUGGUGUUCAUCACAUUUAUUGCCAGCACUAUAGUGAGUGUAGGAUUUAACAUGUGGUGUGAUGCAAUUACUGAAAAAGGAAGCAUGCCAAAUAGCUGUGAAGAAUUGCAGGAUAUAGAUCUUGAGCUGAACUUGGAAAACUCUGCUUUCUAUGACCAAUUUGCUAUUGCACAGUUUGGUCUCUGGGCUGCCUGGCUGACCUGGCUGGCAAUUACCAUCCUGGCUUUCCUGAAGGUUUAUCACAACUACAGGCAGGAGGAUCUGCUAGACAGCCUGAUCCAUGAGAAGGAGCUGCUGCUAGGAAGAUCCCCUUCACGAUCCUCUUUGCAAGAUGACAAAAGUGGCAUGAUCUAAAGUGUAAGCAAAUUUCCAGGGCAGGAUCUACAUUUUAUUAUUCAGUAAUGUGAGCUGAAGUUGAGUCAGGGUAUUGAGUGUGUGAGAUCUUUUCUUUUCCUGAAAUGAAACGUAAUUGUGAAUUACUCACUUCCCCCAUGAGAAAUUGUUGUCAGAAAUACUGAUAUUAAGAUAAAGAGAAUGAACUGCUCUAUGUGCCUGUGGCACAGCAAAAUUUCUGUCCUGUGCAGGCAAAAUUUGUAACCUGCCCUUGUCAGCUGAGCUCCCACGUGCCAUCGCUGGCUUUUGGGACAGGGGCCAUUUCUGAGGACUGAGCUGGCAAGACCAGGCUACAGCAUUCAGGCUAUUUUUUCAAACCAUUCUUCAACAAUAGAUGUAACUGGAGCUGCAUUCAGUCCCCCCUCUCUCCCUCUCCUCCCUUUUGCCAGUGGAGCUGCCCCUUGUGGUGUUUUUAUCCUGGGAAGCUGCAGCUCUGGUUUGGGGGCUCUCGCUGUCUCUGCUUUUGCUGUGUGUGGAUGCAGUGCUGACAAACAUGUUGCUCCUGCUCUGAUUUUAUUUCAAACAUAGAGACCUGUGUUCCAGAC